Trichechus manatus latirostris (Florida manatee) is the source of this 1132-nucleotide messenger RNA. It is a transcript of the gene NRAS, whose product is annotated as NRAS proto-oncogene, GTPase. Gene Ontology annotation, cellular component: plasma membrane. The record is from RefSeq and is a predicted model, not a curated record. Bases 143 to 712 code for a protein of 189 amino acids. Gene Ontology annotation, biological process: Ras protein signal transduction. NCBI's taxonomy places the organism in Eukaryota, Metazoa, Chordata, Mammalia, Sirenia, Trichechidae. Gene Ontology annotation, molecular function: GTP binding; GDP binding; GTPase activity. The transcript is spliced from 7 exons.
GCGUAGCGGGCGGGGCCGGAAGUGCCGCUCCCUGGUGGGGGCUGUUCAUGGCGGUUCCGGGGUCUCCAGCAUUUUUCCCGCUUGUGGUCCCGAAUCCGUCCGAAGCGGAGGCAGUAGAGCUUGAGGUCCUUGCUGGUGUGAAAUGACUGAGUACAAACUGGUGGUGGUUGGAGCAGGUGGUGUUGGGAAAAGUGCACUGACAAUCCAGCUAAUCCAGAAUCACUUUGUAGAUGAGUAUGAUCCCACCAUAGAGGAUUCAUACCGAAAACAGGUGGUUAUAGAUGGUGAAACCUGUCUGUUGGACAUACUGGAUACAGCUGGACAAGAGGAGUACAGUGCCAUGAGAGACCAGUACAUGAGGACAGGCGAAGGCUUCCUCUGUGUGUUUGCUAUCAAUAAUAGCAAAUCAUUUGCAGAUAUUAACCUCUACAGGGAGCAGAUUAAACGAGUAAAAGACUCAGAUGAUGUACCUAUGGUGCUGGUGGGAAACAAGUGUGAUUUGCCAACAAGGACAGUUGACACAAAACAAGCGCAUGAACUGGCUAAGAGUUAUGGGAUUCCGUUCAUUGAAACCUCAGCCAAGACCAGACAGGGUGUUGAAGAUGCCUUUUAUACACUGGUAAGAGAAAUACGUCAGUACCGAAUGAAAAAACUCAACAGCAGCGAUGAUGGGACUCAAGGUUGUAUGGGGUUGCCGUGUGUGGUGAUGUAACAAGAGUUCUAGCAUCAGAAAAGAGCCACUUUCAAGCUGCACUGACACCUGGUCCUGACUUCCCUGGAGGAGAAGUAUUCUUGUAGCUAUCUUCAGUCUUACAGAGAAGCUCCUGUACUUCCCCAACUCUCAGUAGAUCAGUAAAAUAUUCUCUAUUUGAGAAGUUCUCAGAAUAACUACCUCCUCAUGUGGUUGUCUGACCAGAGAAAUGCACCUCUUGUUACUACCCAGUAUUUUUCCUCCCUGGGUUCUCUCCCCUCACACACAUACACCUCUGCCACCCCAGGUUUUUCAUCUGAAAAGUAAUUCAUGCUCUGAAACAGAGAACCAAACUGUAGACAUAAAAUUCUGUUGAAAACAGUGUCUUGAGCUCUAAAGUAGCAACUGCUGGUGAUUUUUUUUUUUUUUUUUUUUUUUUUU